GGCAUAGCAAGAAAAGUGUAUAAGCGUGUAAUUCUAACGAGAAAAAUUAAUUUUCUGCUAAAAGAAUUGUUUUAAAAAAGAUAAUAAUGUCUUAUGGUGGCCAACAAAAUCAGCCUUGGCAACGAAAAGGCGGUUUUUAUCAGGGCGGAAAUAAUCAAAGCGGAAUGUUUAUGCAGCAACAACAUGCUCCUUCUCAGUCGGCUUUUGGACAUUCGGCCAUUUUUUCGCAAGGUGGUGGCGGUGCACCCUCUGUAGCCUACCCACAGCAGCGGUCGACAUCUUUGAACCCAGUUGCUUUUCAGCAACCAAAUGCCGGUGGACAAACGAUGACCAAUUCUAUAGGCACCGUAACAAAAAUCAAUAAUGAAUGCGGACUUAUCAACGAUGAAGUCUUUUUCUACCGCAAUGCUUGUAAGGGAGCAAUUCCUAAAUUGGGCGAUCGCGUAAUGUUUGAAGCCUCCUAUUCUACAACAGGACAAUUUAAGUGGAAUGCAACGCUGAUACAACUAAUGGGUGGCAAUAUGUCGCACCAAGCUCAGCAAUUGCCAUCUUUAAUGGGUAGCGGAGGCGGCGGUAGAAGUGGAAGUGGUUAUAAUGCCGUACCGCCACCGAAUGAAUACCAACUGGCGCAGAUGCAGCUACAACGACAUGGCUCGCCGCGCCACUCGUCACCUAUGCGCGGUGAACGAAGAAAUGACAGAGAACGAGACCGCCGCGAACGUGAGCGCAAUAUUCGCUCCCGUGAUAGUGAUGAUCAGUUGGAAAGAGAUCGGAAGCGUCGUCGUGAAGAUAAUGAACGAAGUCGUGAACGCACCAUGUCCGGUAUGGGGCGAGGCCAUGAUAGGGACCGUGAACACGAGCGCGAAAGAGACCGUGCUCGUCCUGAAGGCAAGCCUGAUCACGCUUUGGAACGUAGAGAUCGUGAAAGGGAGGGUGAACGUGAAAAGGAGCGAGAAAAAGAAAGGGAACGUGAACGCGAACGUGAUAGAGAGCGUGGGGAUCGCGUUAAACGCAGUCCACAUCGUCCCCCAGCGAAGGGACGUCGUACUCGUGCUAUUCGACGCUAUAUGGUGCAAAUACCCAAAAAUAUAUUAGCCUACAAUUCAGCUGAUUUGCAAGAACUACGUCAACGUUACUCAACAUUGUACAUUCCAUCGGAUUUCUUUCAUGCCAACAUCUUGUGGCCUAAAGUUUUCACACCUGAAAAUGCUUUCUCACUACGCCGCCCAUGUCAGUUUCAUAUAAUGCAUCGCAUUGUGGAUUCGCCAUUCGAGCAAAACAACGAUGUACUAGAGCCAUCAGAUGCAGAUUAUUUAUAUUCUGCUAAGGUUAUGCUUAUGGCAUGCCCACCCAUAGCCGACCUUUAUCAAAAAUGCUUUGAAGACGACGAUAAUGACAACGAGCAGAACACGGUGCAUCCUUCGCGUCUAAUUAGUUUCCUCGUAGGUACUAGGGGACGAAAUGAGCCCAUGGCAAUUGGUGGUCCAUGGAGUCCCUCGCUUGACGGUGAAAAUCCCGAUAAGGAUCCGGCCGUAUUAAUACGCACAGCUAUACGCACUUGUAAAGCAUUAACUGGCAUCGAUCUGUCACAAUGCACACAAUGGUAUCGCUUUGUGGAGCUUCACUAUCAUCGUCAAGAUCACAAGAAGAAGGACGCACCACCGCGUAUCGAAACUGUUGUUAUAUAUUUGCCCGAUGUGCAUUCGUGCAUGCCGAACACCGCCCAAUGGCAAGAGCUCAAUCAAGUCUACAAGAACGCCGUGGAGAAUGUAAUCGCGCGUAGAAGUGUCGCUGCAAAGACAGCCACCAACAAUAAUGCCACUGCUGAUUUAGCUGAAGAAGCCUCGCCAAACGGUGAUGGUGACGAUGCUGCCGCUGAUGCUGCAAAUGCAGACGACACUGCAACGGAUGAUGCGGACAAGUCUAUGGAAGCUGCCGACAACACAGCAAAUAAUGAAAAUGACGCUGAAGCCACCACCGUCACAUCGAACGGAAACGACGAGGCUGCUGCUGCUGCUGCGGACACCACGGUGGAAGUUAUUACUAUAGAGGAGAAUGACCUACCGGAAGCUACACAUUAUUCCAAAUUGGACUUGAAGUCAAUGAAGGUGCAGGACAUACGCGAUGAGUUAGCCGCACGUAAUCUAUCAUCAAAAGGUGCUCGUAAUAUAGUUAUGGCACGUUUGGCCAAGGCUUUAAACACAGAAAAGUCCGAGGACAAGGCUGGAAAGAAAACAGCGCCGAAGUCUGAGCCCACCAAAGCCCAACCAACGCCCGUUAAAACGGUUGAGACUAGCGCUAAGAAAGCCGAAACCAAAACUGAAGUAAUCGAACAGAAAGAAGAGGAAAACGAUAAGCCAAAGGAUGAAGAUAAUGAAGAGCAAGAGGAGUGGAACGAUGUUAUUGAUGUGGAUAUGAGUGACAUAGUCAUACUGGAUGAAUAUGACUCGAGCAAGAACCCGGAGGAAACUCCCAAAGAAUUGAAUGAAAAGGAGAAAAAUCAGUUAAUUCGCCGUUAUAAAUUGCCGACUAAAGAACAUAUUAUUGUACAUCCCAAUAAAACCGUUAAAGGUGGUAAAUUCGAUUGCUCAAUGAUGUCUUUAUCAGUGUUGUUGGAUUAUGGCCCAGCAGAUACCAAAGAGCGCUUCUUUGAGGUGUCUAUUUUCGCUGAAUUGUUUAACGAAAUGUUAAUGCGCGACUUCGGUUUCAACAUCUACAAAGAGAUGUAUCUGCACAAAGAGGAAAACAAUGAGACCACAGAUGGCGGCAAAGACAAACACGAAGAGACCGCUAAUGGUGGCAAUAAAACGGACGAUGCUCAAACCAUGGAAGCAGACGAAGAGUCAAAGGUCUCUGCCGAUGCGAAAUCCAACAAGGAAGAAGGCGGUGGUAACGGUAAAUCCAUAUCCGAACGUAGAGCUUCGAAACGUAGUAUUGCCGCCGAUGACGCUGAGGGCGAACGCAAACACAAGUCGGCGGCCGUCAACGGCAAGGAACAAAAGGAGCGUGAACAUGUUUCGGACAAAAAAAUGAUUGUUGUGAAGCCACAGCUUUUGCUAUCUUUCAUCUACUUCGACACCACACAUUGCGGUUAUGUCUUUGAAAAAGAUUUGGAGGAUUUAUUCACAGUGUUGGGUUUGAAUUUGUCGCGUGGCCAAAUACGUCGUGUACUUGGAAAGCUUUCUAUACGUCAAGCAUUUUAUUACCGAAAACUAACCGACAAGGAGGAAUCCACCGAGGCGCCACCUAAAAUUGAGGAUGCUGAUGAUAUACCCAGUGAGGAGUUGCGGAAAAUUGCGCAAGGCAACUGUAUCUACAUACCGAGAGAGAAUGAGCUUAGCGGUGAGGAGAGCGCCAUCGCCUUCAAUAACGACACGAAUGAUAAUGAUGGUCUAGUCAACUAUAAUGGCAUUGUCAUACACGUUGGCAAGCUAUUGGAGCAAAUCAAGCGCACCGAGAAGAACUAUGGCGACUUGGAGAAGUUAUAUAACGAUCUCAGAAAGCAACAUACCGAUUUGCAGCGCGAUCAUUCCAAGUCAAGCACCAAAGUCAAAGACUUGCAGUCGGAAAUUAAAAGCUUAACACGUAAACUCUCCGAUGCAGAUCAAGACCUUUUCGCGCUGAAUCGUAAGUAUCGGGAUCAGCACAGCACACUUUCGCUCAUUUACAGCCGUGUAACACCGUACUUCAGUCGUGAGAAAGACAAGGAUCACAAGUCUGACAGCGCACGCGAUAAGGAUGCUGAUAAGGAUAAAGAUAAAGAGAAGGACAAAGCUAAAGAAAGUACCAAAUCCAGUAAAGAUAAGGAGAAGGAGAAGGAUAAAGAUAAGGAAAAAGAGAAGGAGAAGAAUAAAGAAAAAGAGAAAUCCAAGGAUUCUGGCAAAGAUGCUGAGAAGGCCAAUGAAGUCAAGGAUAAAAAUGAAGUUAACAAAGCUGAAACCGCAAAAGAAGAAAAAGGUACAACUGAACAGAAUGAGCAAGAGGAAGAGCAGGAACCAAUGGAAGACUAAAAAUGCAUUUAUCGUGGAGCAUUGGUAUAAUAGGUGUUUUUUGCGUGUUGUGGUUAUAUGUGAACUUAAAAAUAUUUAUAUAACAUUUACACACUUUGUCCCAUCUUCGCGAGAAUAACUUUAAACACCACCCGUUAUGCGAAUAUUCCUCUGGCUAAGGAUUAGAUGCAUAUACACAUUAAUAAAUAUUUAAUGAAUUUUCAAAAAUAUAUAUAUAUAUAAUAAAAUAAAAGGUUGCAAAGGUUUGCUAACGGAAAUAUUUCAA
Bactrocera tryoni is the source of this 4275-nucleotide messenger RNA. RefSeq names its product cell division cycle and apoptosis regulator protein 1-like. Gene Ontology annotation, biological process: regulation of DNA-templated transcription. NCBI's taxonomy places the organism in Eukaryota, Metazoa, Arthropoda, Insecta, Diptera, Tephritidae. The coding region runs from base 87 to 4010 and encodes 1307 amino acids. Gene Ontology annotation, cellular component: nucleus. The transcript has 13 exons. The record is from RefSeq and is a predicted model, not a curated record.